Arachis stenosperma is the source of this 820-nucleotide messenger RNA. RefSeq names its product thioredoxin H9-like. Bases 324 to 809 code for a protein of 161 amino acids. The record is from RefSeq and is a predicted model, not a curated record. The transcript is spliced from 6 exons. Lineage: Eukaryota; Viridiplantae; Streptophyta; Magnoliopsida; Fabales; Fabaceae.
GGUCCAGGAAUGACAAGAAGAUCCCCUUUUUGCAUUCAAUAACAGUAUCAUCAAUUUUCUCAAUUCUAUUUGUUUCUUAGGAUUCUAUGCAGAUUAUUGUUAUGUGUAUGAAGAAAUUAAAACUUUGUCAAAUUAUUUGAGCUGAAUCAUGGAAUUCGACAAGAAAUUGUGAAUAUGAAGGGGUCAUUGACGACUUUAAUUCAUUCACAUGAUCAAAUAAAGAAAGUAUAUUCUAGCAUCAAGCUGCUUUAUUUAGAACAAGGCAGCAGAUAGAAACAACAAUAAUGCUUCAUAGGAGCCUGCAAUAAGCUUAUAAUUUCUUAAUGGGCUCCUUUUACUCCAAGUUGCCAAGCUCCAAGUUCCCAAGCUUCAAGUUUGCUUGUCCAUCAUGUUUUCUGUGCUGUACGGUAUCUGAAGGUGAUGGUGGUGAGAGCCAUCCUGGAGAGGUUUCCUCCAAAAACGUGCAUCACGUAACUUCCAUGCAAAUUUGGGAAACAAUGCUAGCUCAGGCCAGCACAGACGGCAAGAUUGUGGUUGCAAAUUUUGUUGCAUCUUGGUCUCUUCCUUGCAAGGAAAUAAUGCCAAGCUACUGUCAUCUUGCGGACACAUAUUCUUCUUCCCUUUUGUUUCUCACUGUGGAUGCUGAUCAGCUUGCUGAGUUAAGUACUUCAUGGAGUGUCAAUGCAACUCCAACAUUUUAUUUUCUGAAAGAAGGGAAUCAAGUAGAAAAACUAGUUGGUGCUGACAAGGUAGAGCUUAAGAAGAAGACAGCUUUUGCCGCUGAUUUAGUUACCAAAUCUCGCAAAUGACACAUCAUCGU